This is a messenger RNA of Symbiodinium necroappetens, 2244 nucleotides long. NCBI's taxonomy places the organism in Eukaryota, Dinophyceae, Suessiales, Symbiodiniaceae. The record is from the annotation of a GenBank genome assembly.
AUGGCGGCAACAGCUUGGCUGCCAAUUUCUCGUGGCGAUGUCCUCCCGGAGAAUGCCCUGGCUGUCGGGACGUAUGGUGUCGAUGGCAUGGUCUACGUGGGCCGUCUGAAUGGCGAGGUGGGCAAAAUCAACCUCAAGGAUGGGAAGAUGUGGAAUUUCCGUGCCCACCACCAAUCUCAUUCCUACGACGCGGAGAUCCUGACUUGCUCGGCAGUCUACAAAUGGGUCGCACUGAACAAGGGUGACCCCAUUCCUGCACAUGCUGUGGCGGGCGGCCGGACGCCAACUGACGGCCUCGUCUUUGUGGGGCACUCGAGCUUGGAGCCUGGGAAGAUCAACGUGUCUGAUGGCAAGAUGAACCAUUUCUGGUCCCACAACCAGGGGAAGUGCUACAGCGCCUUGAUUUUGGUCGUCGAGCCACCAGUUGCUGAAGCCGCACCGUUGGAACCGGACAGGCCUGCAAGGGUGGGCCCGGCGGCUCCCUCGCUUCCCUCCUCUUUCCCGAGCCUCGCGCACUUGAGCCAGGAGGAGUUGGCGCAGCUCAAAGCCAAUGAGGUUCUGCAAAGAGAUCUGCUCCAAGACCUUCCAGGUGUUAAGGACUACGUCGGCCAGCUGCGAGCGCUGUCACAAGAGAAUGCCAAGGGCGCCGAGGAGCUCCUCCUGCGCCAAGAGGGUGUGCAGGGAUUGAUCCAGCAGACAGGCACCGCCCUUUUUGUGAGAGGGAGCACCUCCGCGGUCGUGGGUCCAACCUGCGAUGUCGGCACCGGAGGAGGUUCGCAGCCCGGCACACGAAGCAGGAUGAGCUGUGACGCAGCCUCUGAAAAGCGGCCGUGGGACCGUGAGCUGGCCGUGGAGAAAGAGAAGCGCCAAGCCGCCGAAGCAAAGGUCAAGGAUACGCAGAAACGAUGGACAGCUGCUGCAACUUGGCUUGCAGACGCAAAGAAGCGAUUGCAAAGUGUCGAAACCGAGCUCAAAGCCACGGCCUCUGAACAUCGGAAAGCACUGGACCUUGCAUUCUUUUUUCAAUCAGCUCUCGAGCGACUCGAGCGACUCGAGAGCCAACAGCAGACUCAGGAUCGGAUGAGCAGAGACAAUGCGUGGCUUGAAGCAGAGCUGGCCAGGGAGCAAACGCGAGCGAGAACUUGCGAAUCAAAUCAUGAGGAGACCAGGAUUCAGGCCUUACAUUCUGCUCUCGACGAAGAACGAGAGCAGAGGCUUGUUGCUGAGAGAAAGUUCUUUGACAGCCAGGCCCGGAGCCAUUCUGCUGGUCAUGAUGCCUGCUGGCAAUACGAGACGGAUGGUCAGUGGCACCCCUUUUCACCAGAGGGAAACGAGCAGAUGCAUGAAGCAUACUUGGCAUACAUCGAUGAUGCACAGGAAGGUCGUUGGGCACACAUUGUUGCCGGGGGAGUUGAGCGUAUCGUGGACUUCGAGGAGAUGACCCAGAGACAUGCAACGACAGGAAGGCGACGAAGCAUUCGCAUCGCCACCGGAGUGCCUCUACAGUGGGAAAGCACCCCGGCAGAGUUGUUGACACAGACAGGCGACCUGAGUGCUUUCUAUGUCGAGGUAGAAGAUGCAGCUUUCCUCAAAGUCAUCAAGCGACUUCUUCGGUUCACCGGCCACGCGUGGGAUGCCUCAAGGGAAUGUUCACGGAUGAAGAAAGCAACCGUGAAAUCUGUCCAUCGGAUUGAAAACUACCACCUUUGGCGACGGUACCAAGCGAGGCUGCGUACCAUGAGGGAAGACCGUGCAAAGCGCAGGCUCAAUUUUAAAUUGGAGCCUGUGGCUCUUGAUCUUGAUGGUCGUGAGGGGGUAAUGACUGACAGCCAGCGCGACUUGGACUGCGGGGAGCCAUUGGCAUGCGACGUCGACGAGAAGAUAUUGCUGCAUGGCACCUCCUGGAGCAAUGCUGACUCUAUUGUUCGUCAUGGAUUCGACCACAGGUAUGAGCAGGAUCUUGCUUCCACGCACUCCUUGCGCAGCCGUGUCCUCGACCUCGCAGCCGAAAGAGACCGUGUGAAGGCGCAGCAGUCUCCGGAUGUCCUCGCCAGCCGCCUGCAGACCGAGGCUGCUGCAGACGAUCACGAGGCCGAGGCGAUCCUCACGGACGUGCUUGAACAAGCCCAGAGCUUGGAAGCCAGCUCUUUGAGCGAUUUCUCCCGGAAAUUUCUGCAGUCCAAGAAGCAGAAGCAUGCGAAGUUGGCCUUGAAGGAGAUGAUCCUCACGUCCGCUACGAACUGA